AUGCCUGUACAUAACGCGUCAAUCGCGUAUCAGACCCACAACGAGGUCCUGUCGCACGUCGCGCCGAAGCCCACACGCCGGACAACUAAUGACUACGCGUGCAUUAACGCGAGGCGACACUAUCAUCAAAAGCUACAAUAUGAUACAUCAGAUAACUUAGCAAAACGGCGAAGGACACACCACGCUUGUCCGUUGCGCCCGGUCCAGACCGCUCCAUCCCACCCACCUGCCCCAAUGGCCGCGCACCGCUGUGCGUUUUUUCGGACUCUAAGUGAGUUUCGGAACGGCAACCGGAAGUCUUCUGUGAACGUAACGGAGCAUGCCACCGAAUGA
This is a messenger RNA of Postia placenta MAD-698-R-SB12, 333 nucleotides long. RefSeq lists its product as hypothetical. Bases 1 to 333 code for a protein of 110 amino acids. The record is from RefSeq and is a predicted model, not a curated record. The transcript is spliced from 2 exons. Lineage: Eukaryota; Fungi; Basidiomycota; Agaricomycetes; Polyporales; Adustoporiaceae.